This is a messenger RNA of Hippocampus zosterae (dwarf seahorse), 312 nucleotides long. Its product is annotated as antitoxin HigA-like. Gene Ontology annotation, molecular function: DNA binding. The record is from RefSeq and is a predicted model, not a curated record. Bases 1 to 312 code for a protein of 103 amino acids. The transcript has a single exon. Gene Ontology annotation, biological process: regulation of DNA-templated transcription. Lineage: Eukaryota; Metazoa; Chordata; Actinopteri; Syngnathiformes; Syngnathidae.
AUGGACGAACUGGUAGAUGACUAUGACCGCUAUCUGCCUCUGAUUGAGGUGUUGUCAGUAGCCAUUGAGAAAUGGGAAUCCGAGUCACCAGAGUUUGCAGAGUUUAACAAGGCUGUCAGCGAGCUGGAUGAUGGGGUUUCCCUGUUAAGGGUUCUCAUGGAUCAAUACCAGCUGAAAGCGGAUGACCUGAAAAACGAGAUUGGCGGCAGGAGUCUGGUAUCCAUGAUCCUGAAUGGUUCCCGCAGUCUUACCAUUGAUCACAUAAAGGCACUGUCCCGGCGUUUCGGGAUUUCACCGGCUUUGUUCCUCUGA